This is a messenger RNA of Thamnophis elegans (Western terrestrial garter snake), 2233 nucleotides long. RefSeq names its product zinc finger protein 575 (gene ZNF575). Gene Ontology annotation, biological process: regulation of transcription by RNA polymerase II. Gene Ontology annotation, cellular component: nucleus. Bases 107 to 886 code for a protein of 259 amino acids. Gene Ontology annotation, molecular function: DNA-binding transcription factor activity, RNA polymerase II-specific; RNA polymerase II transcription regulatory region sequence-specific DNA binding. NCBI's taxonomy places the organism in Eukaryota, Metazoa, Chordata, Lepidosauria, Squamata, Natricidae. The record is from RefSeq and is a predicted model, not a curated record. The transcript has 3 exons.
AAUCAUCCCGGAACGUGGUUGUGUCCAGGCGAAGAUUUUCUCAGCGAGGUUUGGCUCAGUUGAUUCCCCUGCAGGUUAUAUUCUCACCCGACCAACCCUUGUCCUCAUGCUGGAAAGGGGGGAAGAGCCCUGUGUGAGCAAUAGCAAGAACGGAGUGGGGAACAACCCGCUGAGUAGCAGUGUCACAGAUUCUCAAGCCUUGAAAGAGAACACCAAGACUCCUUCGCCCUCGGCUCUGUCUUCCCCACCCGCCACGGAGACUCCCAAGCCACCCCGUCCCCGGCGCCGGCGCCCUCCCGCCGUCCUGCCUUCCGAUCGUCCCUAUCAAUGCAAAGACUGUGGCAAGCGCUUCGUGUAUCGCUCCAAACUGGCUACCCACCAGUGGACCCAUUGCGCCGAGCGGCCCUAUAAAUGCCCCGACUGUCCCAAGAGUUUUAGUUACCCAUCCAAGUUGGCUGCCCACCGACGUACGCACACUGGGGAACGCCCCUUCCCCUGCUCCUUGUGCCCCAAGCGCUUCGGGCACCGCUCCAAGCUGGCCGCCCACCAGUGGAUCCACACGCCGGAGCGCCCGUACAAAUGUGCCGAUUGCCCCAAGAGCUUCUGCUACCCUUCCAAGCUGGCCGCCCACCGCCGUACGCACACGGGCCAGCGGCCGUACCCCUGCAGCCGCUGCGGGAAGAGCUUUUGCUACCCUUCCAAACUGGCUGCUCAUCAGCAGAUCCACGCGGCCACCGCCGCGGGGAGGCCUUACCCAUGCAUGCGCUGCAGCAAGAGUUUCCGGCAGCUGCGCAACCUCACCCUUCACCAGCGGGUGCACGAGGAUGGAGAAGCAGGCGAUGGCUUAACCCAGGACAAAAGCCACAGCAGUGGAGACAGGCCUUAAGCUGGAACCGCUGGGCUGUGCGAGGGCGCAGGAAGAAACUUGGAAUAAUUUGAAAACUUGGCAGCUGCGGGGAUGGUUGUAAAUAAUGGAAAGUUAUGGCGGAGGUCAGGGUUGCACCGUAACCUCCAGCAACCCGUAACUUCUCUGUUCUCAUCUUUGAUGGCAAAAUGCCACAUAACAGGCUCCCUUUCAGAGGCCGAGUUGUUCGCACCGUGCUGAAGACUGCUCUGGUAACCUUGUUUCUGCCAUUCUACAACCUUGUUUAAGUUAUGCAGACUUCUGCACCUUUGUGAUUUGUUUUGCUUCAGUUUUAACUUUCCAGUUCUCGCCAAACACAAUCCCGAUCACCCCUAUAGUCGACAUCAUUUGCGUGGCAACGAAACGAAAACCUCCGUUGAGAUUCCCCCACUAAUCACAUUUCAAGAAGUGCACCGAUCCUCACUGUCAGCAGAGCAGAAUCUGUUUUAUGUGUUUCGCACACAAGGAGGCACCUCUGUCUGUGCCCUGUAUAGUUUUGUUUUAUGCUCAAUUGGUGCAUGCUUGUGUCAGAAUGUGGAACUCCGCAUACCUGUAAUCCAAGGGUCUAUAAAAUUUAUAUCUUCACUGUGCAUUAUACAGAGGGGCUCUGUUGCAGCCUCCUUGAGCAGUCAACCUUUGGCCAUGGAAAUUGGAGGUUUAAUAUGCAUGAACUGAGCGCAUCGUAUUGGAUAUGAGCUGCGUCAACUUUUAAGAAGAAAAUCUCUUGAUUAUUUUUUUUUUUUUUUACAAAACGAAAGCUGUGUCUGACAACGUGGCGAUUGGUGGAAAUCCACCAGUGGGAUGGCUUAAAAGACACAAAUUCCAGGAAAGAGAAGGCAACAUUUAUGUUUUAAAGGGUUGUAGAAGCAGAAAAAUUAUUUGACAAAUUCACAUCACCCUCCAGGUUUACACAUGGCAUCAAAAGAUGCCUCAGGGCACUUCAGGAUUAAUGUGGGUAGUGCAUUAAGGGUGAAGCAAGUGCAUCAGUAGCACACAUAGAAAGCAGAUUUUACACAUGAAUUUCUCAAGCUAAAAAAAGGCUGUAUAAUUUUAUUUUCACCAUGUAGUACACACAAUUUUGUAGCCUGCUUCCUUGUUUACUCCUGUGUGUUUGGUUUAUUUGUACCACAUGCCUAAAGACACCAAAAGUUUCCAUGUUGCCCUCAUUAUUGAAAUAUUAAGUUCCCUCUCGGAUUUUUCUCUCCAUCUGUUUCUCCUCCGUGCUCUUCUAGUCCGCUUUUCACUACUCUCCACAAUUAAUACACUUUUUUUUUUCUCACUAGCUAGUAAAACCUAAUACAGGUAGUCCUCGACUUACGAACACCAUUG